GAAAUGCGGCCAUCUUGGCCCAGAGGCUCCCUGGCCUGGUCGAGUCCGUGCUGGAGUCCAGGCAUGCGGAAGAGCGAGGCUUUGACCUUCAUGAUGCUGCUUUCGUGGUGGCGGCAGUAGAGCGGUUGAUCUUCGAUGAGGAAAGCCACAUGCUUGCCAAAUCCUACGAGGCCCAUGGCCAGACUCCCCAGAAGUCUCUAGGCGAGACGGAGAUGCAGCAGGUGGUAGAAGACUACCUGGUGCGCUGGUUGAUGGGAGAUGACGAAGAAGGUACGAAGUUGCUCCUGGACAACCGGACUUUGCUG
This is a messenger RNA of Symbiodinium sp. CCMP2456, 305 nucleotides long. Lineage: Eukaryota; Dinophyceae; Suessiales; Symbiodiniaceae. The record is from the annotation of a GenBank genome assembly.